This is a messenger RNA of Morone saxatilis (striped sea-bass), 2428 nucleotides long. It is a transcript of the gene ric3b, whose product is annotated as RIC3 acetylcholine receptor chaperone b. Gene Ontology annotation, cellular component: neuron projection; intracellular membrane-bounded organelle; neuronal cell body. The record is from RefSeq and is a predicted model, not a curated record. The coding region runs from base 125 to 1252 and encodes 375 amino acids. Gene Ontology annotation, biological process: protein localization to cell surface; synaptic transmission, cholinergic. Lineage: Eukaryota; Metazoa; Chordata; Actinopteri; Moronidae. The transcript has 6 exons.
CUUCUCCAGUCAACAAGGAAAUUCAACCGAUGGAGGAGAAACGACAUUAACCAGCUCUCGCCUCCUCUGCUCCCCUCGUCGUAAACCCGUGAGAUAUCGCCGUUGUUGGACAUCACCUGUCGGGAUGGCGAUGUCGACAUUUCAGAAGGUGACUCUCGCGACGUGUCUCGUGCUGUGCGUCGCUCUGCUGCUUCCCAAAAUGCUGCUGUCACGCGGGAGGAAGGAUGCUGCUGAGCGGCCGGAGGGUUCAGGUCGCCUCCCUCCGAUGAUGCACCGUCAGGCGGCCCCGGAGGGUCGAGGCCAGAGGGCCGCAGGCUCCGGCUUCUCCAGAGCCAACAACCCCGAGGUAGCCAGAGCCAAAGGAGCAGGAACGGGGGUAGGAACCGGGGGCAAAUCCAACCUGGCAGGACAGAUCAUCCCUGUGUACGGCUUUGGGAUCUUAUUCUACAUCCUCUACAUACUGUUUAAGAUCACAUCUAAAGGAAACAGCAAGCCAUCAGAGAGCAGGUUUCCUUCGGUUCGUUCUGAGAACAUGAAGAGAAAGAUCACUGACUUUGAGUUGGCUCAGCUGCAGGAGAAACUGAGGGAAACAGAGUUGGUGAUGGAGAAUAUUGUUUCCAACGCUCACCACAGUCCUGACAGGGUGAAGGGGGUGACGGCGGAUCAGGAGGAGAGUCUCCUGCAGCAGCUGACAGAGAUAACGCGGGUGAUGCAGGAAGGGCAGCUGGUGGACAACAUGGCUCCAGAGAAGAAGACCGAGGACGACUGGGAAGUGCCCACAGGUUAUCCUGAGGAGCCUCAGCAGUACUGGGAACCUUCCCACUGCUGUUGUCAGCACCACAGUCCACAGACGGAGGCCGAGAGGACACAAACUGAUGCUGCUGACCUGGAGAACAUCCCUGAUGAUGUUACAGGAGGAGCAGAGGCUGAGGAAACGGAGGCUCUGAAUGAAGACGCUGUGAGAGAAUGUGAUGUUACAGCAGUAGGUGAAGAGGACGUGGGGCCAGAGAGUGAUUCAGGCGUGAAUGGGAUCGUACGCCAACACAAAGACGGAGGGGGUCAAAUCGAUCUGGGUGUCCCAGAGGAGGACCUGGCUGGAGUCCUGAAGGAGCUGGAGCUCUCGCUGAAGAUGACGUCCAUGAUGGAACAGGAGAAGAUGGAGGACCUCAGCAGGUCGGCGGAGACAGAAACUUCCUGCGGCGCGGUCAGACGAAGGAGUAAGAGGAGGAGAGCAAAGAAAACCUCACAGUGACUUCCACCAUGCCUGCACAUAAACUCAAGCCUGGGCCUGCUGUUUGUGAGGACAGCUUCUUUUUGAAAUCUGUUCAGAUGAAAGUUGGUGAAUGCAUGAAAUCGUGUCAACAGCCUUCUUUGUCUUUACUUGAAAUGAAUAUGAGAGAAAAUGUGUGUUAAGGCUGUAGUUUUAUAUCACUAAUUAGUUUGAUCGUUUGGCCAAUCUCUGAACCCAUCGGCUAUCGCCAACGGCAACGGCCAGUGUUUCGGAGCUUCUAGCGAAUAUCUCGAUAAUGGAUACCCGGGGCAAGACUUUUUAUGCACCGGUCAUUGUUUACAGUCCAAUUAGCAAUAUCCAUUUGGUAUGAUAGAAAUGUAAGCUCUAUGAACAUAUAUUUAUGUAUGAAUGCAGAUAAAUAAAUAAAAAAGGUAAUAAAAAUCUAAAGCUUUGUCAGACGAUUGCUCAAGGGUUCCGAGAUUGCAUUUCGAACAAUGUUUUUUUCACUUCUUUUGCUCUCCGGAACACGGACUGUUUACCUGUAUGCAACCAAAUCCCGCUCAAACGUCAGUGGUCAAUACUACUCAGACGAACGGAAACCAGAAUGCUUCCACUACCACAGCCUUGCCCCUUGCCUACAGAUUCUGCAUUAAGAAAGAGGUUUUCCUCUUAUUGAAACUUACUUUAUAGACAUAUUUCAACAUUUAUACCAGUCUGCUUAAUGUAUAAAUUCAUUACUUUUUAAACAAUUUCAUUUAAACCAACAUGGAGAUGCUUCCAGGACUCUAGGUCAAGAUUUGAUGUAAAAAUGUAUUCAAAAGUUAGACGUCCUGUCUGUGAACAAACCCAGUAUUUAAUUCUGUCAGAUGAAUGUUGAUUAUUCAACAUAUUUAAUCUGUUAAGGCCUUUAUCUCAGCCUCUGUUCCUAUAAAAUCAUUAAGUUUUUUAAUGGUUUUAUUAAAGGUGGUUUUAAUUCAUAUGAAUAAGUUAAAGAACAACUGCAUUUGGCCACUUCAAAACAUAAACACCAGAAAUAAGUAAAUAAUACGACGUGGGCAGUAGUCAUGCAGUUGAUGGAUGAAAGAUCUGUUUAAAUUAUCACAUUACUUACAACACUGUAAUUUACUGGGGUGUUUGUGCCUUUUCUCACCUUUGUGUGUGUUGAAAUCACAAAACAUUAAAACUGCUUGUGGUCUG